AUGAGCCGGUGGCCUGGCCAGGUGCGUCCUGGAUUCGGGCGGCCGCCCUGUGUCCUCGUGCCUGGGGCACCGAACCCUCGGGCCCGCCCCUUCGAACUCUCCAGCUUGCCAAGCAGUUGGCGGGCAGUGGAAGAUCAGCUACAGAUAUGUGGCUACAAGAGGGACUCUGAUGUCUUGGAGCUCUUCCUUUCUCAAAAAGAACUGACAGAGGUCAUUGAUCUUUCCAGGUUUAAAAACUUAAAAUACUUAUGGCUUCAUCACAACAAGCUCCACGGGAUAGCAUUUCUUACUCGAAACUAUUGUUUGACAGAACUGUAUCUCAACAACAACGCAAUCUUUGAGCUGGAAGGUCUGCACUAUUUGCCGUCCUUGCAUAUCCUCCUGCUCCACCACAACGAGUUAACAAACCUUGACGCAACAGUGAAGGAGUUAAAGGGAAUGCUAAAUCUGAAGACCCUAAGUCUAUACCAAAACCCUUUGUGUCAAUAUAAUCUGUACCGUUUAUACAUAAUCUACCAUCUCCCAGGAGUGGAGCUGCUGGACCGAAAACACGUUACAGAAAAAGAAAGAAGGUCAAUGAUUACCAUUUUUGACCACAAGAAGGCUCACAUCAUCCAAUCAAUAGCAUUUAGAGGAAAAGUCGACACCUGGUGGAAUCCCAAGUCACCCUAUAAGCAAAAGAGGAAGCAGAGACUCCCUUCAGAUUUUGCGUUUGCUGAUAAUGUAGACAAAACUGUGUUUGAGGACCCUGAAGAUGCUGUCUUUGUGAGGUGCAUGAAGCACUCACUCAUGACAUUCACGUCGAUGAACUGGGACACAGUCCCCACUCGGGAGGAAAAGUACCUUGAAGAGAGAAGCCCAGAGUCUGCUCAGAUGCUCACAGUGAGCCUGCGAUAA
This is a messenger RNA of Lepus europaeus (European hare), 897 nucleotides long. It is a transcript of the gene LRRC72, whose product is annotated as leucine rich repeat containing 72. The record is from RefSeq and is a predicted model, not a curated record. Lineage: Eukaryota; Metazoa; Chordata; Mammalia; Lagomorpha; Leporidae. The coding region runs from base 1 to 897 and encodes 298 amino acids. The transcript has 9 exons. Gene Ontology annotation, molecular function: protein binding.